AUGCCUAGAAUUAUUGUCCAAAAACCCUUCCUGUUAGGAAGGACAUUAAUUAAUGGUACGAACUUAGUGAGUAAGUCACCCAAUACAUUUAUUAAGUUUAAUCCACAUAUAAAAAGACAAUAUUCAAAUUACCAAUAUCAAAGAUUUAACAAUCAAAAUGGAAGAUCAUUUUCACAAUUAUUAUUUGAUCCCGUAGGUAGAAAAUAUUUAGCAAUAAUAUUUGGUGGUGGUUCAUUAUUCUAUUUUACUCACCGAGAAGAAGCCCCAAUGAGUGGCCGUAAAAGAUUCAUCUGGAUUCCACGAUGGUUAGAAUUAAAGAUAGGUAACCAUACCUACAAAACAAUUAUCCGAGAGACCGGGAAUGCAAUAUUGCCGGAAGAUCAUCCAAUGACCAAGAAAGUCGAGCGUAUAUUUACGAAAAUUGUGGAAGCUGCAUACAAGGACCCUGAAGUGGAUAAAAGUUUGUUAGAUGGUAUUCAAUGGAGAAUACAUGUUGUUAACGACCCAACUCAACCACCGAAUGCAUUUGUUCUGCCGGGAGGGAAAGUGUUUGUCUUUGGUAGCAUUUUGGGGAUUUGUAAGAACGAGGAUGGUCUAGCAACAGUGUUGUCCCAUGAGUUUGCACAUCAAUUGGCAAGACAUACCUCCGAAAAUUUAUCAAAGGCACCGAUAUAUGCUUUUAUAAGUCUUUUAAUAUAUUCUGUGAUUGGAGUUAAUGGAUUAGAUAACUUGUUGACUGAUGGUUUAUUAAGGAUGCCAGCUUCUAGACAAAUGGAAACAGAAGCUGAUUAUAUUGGCUUAAUGAUUAUGGCAAGAGCUUGCUUUAAUCCUUCCGAAGCUAUUAAUUUAUGGAAGAGAAUGAGUGAAUUUGAACAAAAAUCACAUAUGAAUGGAAGGACUUUAGAAUUCUUGAGCACUCAUCCUGCUAGUGAAAGGAGAAUCCAUAAUAUGGAGAAUUGGAUGGCCCAAGCGAAUGGUAUCCGUGAAGAAUCUGAUUGUGGCUCCGUGAAUAAUUAUUAUAGAGGAUUUCAAGAUUCCUUAUUUGGGUCAUCCCUUCCAUCAAUCCCAAUUCCAUCGUCCCCUUUUCCUGGAUUUUAA
This is a messenger RNA of Maudiozyma barnettii, 1098 nucleotides long. RefSeq names its product metalloendopeptidase (gene OMA1). The coding region runs from base 1 to 1098 and encodes 365 amino acids. Gene Ontology annotation, cellular component: mitochondrial inner membrane. Lineage: Eukaryota; Fungi; Ascomycota; Saccharomycetes; Saccharomycetales; Saccharomycetaceae. The record is from RefSeq and is a predicted model, not a curated record. Gene Ontology annotation, biological process: mitochondrial protein processing; protein quality control for misfolded or incompletely synthesized proteins. The transcript has a single exon. Gene Ontology annotation, molecular function: metalloendopeptidase activity.